AUGUGGGUUUUGGGGCCCCCAACGCUCCUUCUGCUGCUUUGUGGACGCCUGGCCGUGAAGGAGACCUGGGCUGACUCCCUGAGAUAUUUCUACACCGCCGCGUCCCGGCCCGGCCACCCGAGGCCCCACUUCCUCCUUGUUGGCUACGUGAACGACAUACAGUUCCUGAGGUUCGACAGCGACUCGGAGAGUCGGAGGGCGGAGCCGCGGGCGCCCUGGAUGGAGCAGGAGGAGCCCAGCUAUUGGGACCUGAGCACCGGAAACGCCAAGGCCACUGCACAGACCUUCAGAGGGAACCUGCAGACCCUGCGCGGCUACUACAACCAGAGCCAGGACGGGUCUCACACCUUCCAGUGGAUGUUCGGCUGUGACAUGGGGCCGAAUGGGCACCUCCUCCGCGGUUAUCACCAGUUCGCCUACGAUGGCACCGACUACAUCGCCCUGAACGAGGACCUGCGCUCCUGGACCUCAGCUGACAUCGCAGCUCAGAUCACCAGGCGCAAGUGGGAGGAGGCCGGAGAGGCUGAGGAAUGGAGACACUUCCUGCAGGAGGACUGCCUGGAGUGGCUGCACAGACACCUGGAGAAAGGGAAGCAGGUGCUGCAGCACACAGACCCUCCAAAGACACACGUGGCCCACCACCCCAUAUCUGACCGCGAGGUCACCCUGAGGUGCUGGGCCCGGGACUUCUACCCUGCGGACAUCAGCCUGACCUGGCGGCGUGAUGGCGAGGAGCAGACCCAGGACAUGGAGCUUGUGGAGACCCGGCCUUCGGGAGAUGGGACCUUCCAGAAGUGGGCGGCCCUGGUGGUGCCCUCUGGAGAGGAGCAGAGAUACACCUGCCACGUGGAGCAUGAGGGGCUGCCCCAACCCCUGACUUUGAGAUGGGAGCCGUCUUCUUGGGGUAUCAUCCCCCUAGUGGGUGUCAUUGUGGGCCUGGUCAUCCUUGAAGCUGUGAUCACUGGAGCUGUGAUGUGGAGGAGGAGGAAGCACUCAGGUGGACAAGGAGGGAGCUAUGCUCAGGCUGCCAGCAGCGAUAGUGCCCAGAGCUCUGAUGUAUCUCUCACUGUUUCCAAAGCAUGA
This is a messenger RNA of Pipistrellus nathusii (Nathusius's pipistrelle), 1083 nucleotides long. NCBI's taxonomy places the organism in Eukaryota, Metazoa, Chordata, Mammalia, Chiroptera, Vespertilionidae. The record is from the annotation of a GenBank genome assembly.